AUGUGUUUUUUGAAUCCACUCAAUCGAAAUCCGAAUGUAUUUCUCGCAAUGACUGUGCAGUGAAAAAUUGUUUUCAAACAAUGAUAUAAUGUACCCAACAGAUAACUUAAAACAUGGACUUAAAAUAAACCCGUUUAUAAAAGAAAAUAUGUUGAAAACGAUACAAAGUUUGUGCUACAACAAUUCUAACGUAAGCAAUUUUAAUAUGACGUCGCCAUUUCUGGUUGAUAACAUUCUGUAUCAGCAAAAGUCGGCAAAUAUUCAUAACCAGUAUUUGAACCAGCAAUUGGAACAUUACGUCUUCCAACGUUCAAAUUUCGAAAGGUCCAGAGACAAUUCACCGGAAGUAGAUGAAACGAAAAUGGCAGAAAACGAAGAUGAUAUACGUAAUGAUGAGUCAAUAGAUAAAGAUGACGAGGAUUCUAAAAGUAGAGACGAAGAGGAUGGUUACAUAAAAACUGAAGCUGGUUUUUAUAAUAACGAUUACUACAGAAGCGAAGAGCGGGAAAAAGAAAUUCUGAAUGUACCAUCGUUAGCACGAAGAUGUCCCUGUGGUGCAGACUGCCCACCGUUUUCUUGCAAGAAAACAGGGAUUCGUCGUCUUGAGGAAUUAGAAAAAAGAUUUAAUCUGCACAGUUACCAAGAUAAUUCUGGCGAUGAAGAGCGGGAGAAGAACACAGAAGAUAUGGUGCGGAGAUGUGAUGAUUAUAAUAAUGAACAGAAAAAACCUUUGUUAAAAUUUAGUGUCAGUGCAAUAUUGGGUGAGGAUGAUCCGGAGAAAAGAAGUGUUAACGAAUAUAGGCAACCAAUGAUUGGCAGUCCGUGGCCAAUAGCCAAGCCGAUCGCCAGCAGGCCGAUACCAGUACAGCAUCAGCACUUACAGCAUCUUCUGGCGCAUUGCCAUCAUCCUUACUUAGCAGUUCGGCCUUCACAAGCUCAUACCCAGGUGUUCCCGUUACCUGGGGGGUUCCCCUGGGCACACAGCUCUAGAGGAAAGCCACGCAGAGGCAUGAUGCGGCGAGCUGUCUUCUCCGAUCUUCAAAGAAAAGGCUUAGAAAAGAGGUUCCAAGUGCAGAAAUACAUUUCGAAGCCCGAUAGGAAGAAGCUGGCUGAGAAACUGGGCUUAAAAGACAGCCAGGUAAAAAUCUGGUUUCAAAACAGACGCAUGAAAUGGCGGAACUCAAAAGAGCGGGAACUCCUUGCAUCCGGCGGGUCCAGGGAACAAACACUUCCGAACAAGAACAACCCCCAUCCCGACCUCUCCGACGCUGAGGCAGACAAGCCGAAACUGUCGCCACUGUCAAUGAACAACGAGGAGGAAGAUAUUAAAAACAAAAUUUUCGCGUCAACUUCGAACUGUCAAACUGAAUUUCGGUACGAUGACAAGGUGGCCGCGGGACUGUUUACGCGCGAAAACUAUCAAAUGGACGAGCCUGACGAUUACGAUAGCGAAGCUAGCGCGUCUGAUGAAGAAAUUCAUGUGACAUGACGUGUUUUUGUUAAAUGUAUAUUGUUUUAAUUUAAGCUAAUAAGAAUAGAUAACUUAUGACAUUAAUAAUAAAGUUUGAUAUGUUCCGUUAAAUGUGAAUAUAAUUUUAAUAAUAUGUCCGGCGGGGUUGAUAAAAUAUUAUAAUGAGUUUAAGGAUUUGUCUGCAAUGCAAAUAAAUGUUAUGGUCAGAAUUAACGGCCGGCGCUUAUGGCUAUUUUUGAAACGAAUAAAAGAAGGCAUAUUAAAGGCAAUUCAGUUCAAAGAUUGGAAGCUGAAUUGAAAUCAUAAAAAUCUAAAUAAGAAGUAAAUAAUAUAGUCUCGUGUAAUACAACAUAUUGACGCGUUAUUUCACGCCUGCCGUUGUGGAUAAUACUAAAUUACUACUUACGAGCUGGUGGUCUUAAAGUCUACUUCUACCUUACCUUCUUGUUUAUAUUUCUAAGAUGAAACACUUCCGGUUAUCGGACAGAGUUCAGUUUAUACAUCCUGGAUUAAUUCCGAUGACAAUGAAAAUUUAUUUUACCAAUCGACCCCCAGGAUUAUCUCCAGAGUAUUCUUCAGCAUUUAACAGCAAAGAAAAUAUCUAUAAAAAGUCACUACCCGUGAUAUGGGUAUCAAAUGAAAGAGUAAUCUGAAAAAUACUUCGAAAGAGCCUGUGGCUCAAAUAAAGAAAAGCAGAAAACGUAUGUUUAAACAGGUUUUGAAAAAAAAAAUCAUAUUUAAGGGCUUUUAAAUUAUAAUUAGAUACUUAAAUUGGCAUUAAAUUGACCUAUCUCUAGAAAAAGACAUUAUAAAGUGCAAUAGAUUCCUUAUCUACUUACAGCUGUUUGUGCCAAUUUCCGCUUUCAAUAUUUUUUUCUAAAUUUCUUCCAAAUACGAGACCAUUUCGACCCAGUUCAUUAUGUAAGCUAAAUAUUAUGUUGAAUAUAUUUAUACUAUGCAAAUAAUAAUAGAUAUUUUGUAAAGAAGCACCAAUUUGUAAAUAUUACUUUAAGAACACAUAGGUUAUGUCGUAACUACACUAAUUGCGAUGCAAAAUGCGAUUCGUACGUGAGU
Leptidea sinapis is the source of this 2545-nucleotide messenger RNA. It is a transcript of the gene Dbx, whose product is annotated as homeobox protein DBX1. NCBI's taxonomy places the organism in Eukaryota, Metazoa, Arthropoda, Insecta, Lepidoptera, Pieridae. Gene Ontology annotation, biological process: regulation of transcription by RNA polymerase II. Bases 89 to 1489 code for a protein of 466 amino acids. The record is from RefSeq and is a predicted model, not a curated record. The transcript is spliced from 5 exons. Gene Ontology annotation, molecular function: DNA binding; DNA-binding transcription factor activity, RNA polymerase II-specific.